AUGCUUGGUUUAGUGGUUGAAGGAAUAGAAAAUCUUGUUGCAGAUGUUGAAGGUGUUGAAGGUGUUGUAAGAGGUUUUGUGGUUGCUGAAAAUGAAGGAAAUAAUGAGGUCGGUGUUGUUGAUGCUGUUUUAGGCGUUUCUGUUGUAUCUUUUGAAAUAUUCAAAGUAUUGGAUUUUUUAAAGAAAAUAGAAACCAAUCAACAAAAAGAAGUUACAAUAGUAAAAGUCAAAUUAAAAAAUAAUAAUAAAAUAGUAAAAUUAAUACCAGAUGCACAUAUAUUUACAAUAUUUAUUACAGAAUUUGCAUAUAGAUAUGAAAACAUGCCCAUGGCAAUAAAAGUAUAUGAAACAAUGUUAAAAUAUAAUAUUUCGCCAAAUGUUGUAACAUUCACAAUAUUAAUUGAAGGAUUUGGUAUGUCAGGAGAGCUAGAAAAGGCCUUAGAAUAUUUUAAUAUAAUGACAAAUAAAUAUAACAUUAAACCAAAUGUUAAAACUUAUACAAGUUUAAUCAAAGCAUUAGUUAAAACAAAAAAUUUAGAAAAAGCUGAGCAAGUUUGGUAUCAGAUGAUUAAAGAAGGAAUUAAACCUGAAAGAGCAACUUAUAAAGUGUUAAAACAUAUCAAUGAUGAUAAUUAUCUUUUUCCAAGAACUCCUCAGAAAAUUAAAGAUGCAAUAUAUCGUUUAGAUUUAAUUAAAAAUAUUCAUAAUGUUGAUACUGUAUAUGAAUUAUAUAAAAAUUUCAUAAAAUUAAAUUUUAAAAAUAAAUACAAUAACACCAAUGACAAUUCAGCAUUAGCACAUAAAGACAUUGAUUCAAAAACUGAUGUUUGUUCAUUCACCAUGUUUAUAUCAAUAUUUUCAUUAAGAUUUGGUGAUAUGCAAAAAUCAUUAGAAAUAUUUCAGGCGAUGUUAAAAUACAAAAUCAAACCAAAUACUAUAACAUUCACAAAAUUAAUAGAGGGUUUUGCUAAUUUGGGCUAUAUUAGUAUUAGAGAAAAUGAAAAAGCAAAAAAAAUUUAUGAUGAAAUGUUAGAAAAUGCAAAUGCUUCUUCCACACCAUAUUUUGUUUUAGCACUACAUUCUGUAUAUAAAGUUUGUAAUUUUCUUGCAUAUGCUUCACCUUCUUUACGUGAAAUUGCUCUUUCAGUAUUUAAUUCAUUAAACCAAUUAUCCAAUUGA
Entrophospora sp. SA101 is the source of this 1179-nucleotide messenger RNA. Lineage: Eukaryota; Fungi; Glomeromycota; Glomeromycetes; Entrophosporales; Entrophosporaceae. The record is from the annotation of a GenBank genome assembly.